Messenger RNA from Folsomia candida, 1575 nucleotides. RefSeq names its product ornithine decarboxylase. Gene Ontology annotation, cellular component: cytoplasm. Bases 87 to 1424 code for a protein of 445 amino acids. The transcript is spliced from 7 exons. Lineage: Eukaryota; Metazoa; Arthropoda; Collembola; Entomobryomorpha; Isotomidae. Gene Ontology annotation, molecular function: ornithine decarboxylase activity. The record is from RefSeq and is a predicted model, not a curated record.
UAUUUAGGCACCAGAAAAACAAGUUCCAACUUCAGUCGUACUUCAGCAUUUGCAAAAACCAAAUCAACUUUUGUCACUUAGCAAAAAUGUCGAGCGGUUAUCCAGGCGAUAAUCAAAUCCAUGUCAUUCCGAAUCACUGCGAUUUUAAAUGCGUCGCAAAACAAAUCGCACAAGUUGCAAGGGAUGAUAAAAAGAUUGAGGAUUCCUACCUCAUUUUCGAUUUGACCGAUAUUUUGCACAAGUGGAACUUGUGGCAUAAGUACAUGCCAAACAUUGAACCGCAUUAUGCCGUGAAAUGCAAUGACCAUCCAUUCCUUCUGAGAGCGCUGGCCGGACUGGGGGCAGGGUUUGAUUGCGCGUCUGAAAUGGAAAUGAAAGCAAUUUUGGAAAUAAUUGGGGAAGAAGAUAAAGACCGCAUAAUAUUUGCACAGCCUUGUAAACAGAACUCUCAUCUGGAGUACGCCAAGGCACAUGGGAUUGAAAAGAUGACUUUCGACUGCGCUUAUGAACUCGAGAAGAUUAAGAAACUGUAUCCAAAUGCAAAGCCACUGAUUCGCAUCAAGGAAGACGAUGAGGCCGCGAGUAGCCCUUUAGGAGCAAAAUUUGGCGCCUGCGUCCUCACCGAAGUCAAGCCGCUCCUCAAAAAAGCGAAGGAACUGGAACUUGACGUUGUCGGCGUAGCCUUCCACGUCGGCUCGGGUGCCGCAAACCCAAGAAUUUUUGAAAAAGCGAUUCGCGACUCAAAAUGCGUAUUCAAAUGGGCGAAAGAGAUCGGACUUAAAUUCCAUAUUUUAGACAUCGGCGGCGGAUUUCCAGCCAAGGCGAACUGCAAGGAGACGAAACUCUUCACCCAAAUUUCUAAAGUGGUGAGAUGCUCGCUCAACAAAUAUUUUCCGCCAGAAAUGGGCGUCACCGUUUUCGCCGAGCCUGGGCGAUACUUUGCGGGCACGGCGUUCGCCGCCUGUGGCUUUAUCCACACUUUGAAAGAGAAACAUAUGAAGGAUGACCACAAGAAAUACAUGUACUACAUCAACGACGGGGUUUACGGCAGCUUCAACAAUAUCAUGUACGACCAUAAGAAACCAGUUCCCGAGCUCUUGAGGGAGAUAAAAGAGGGCGAACCAAAGUUCGAAACGGCAAUUUGGGGUCCGACGUGCGACUCUUUGGAUCGCAUUUACCCCGCUGCGACCGUUUGCGAGAGUGCAGCCAACGAGGAGGACGAAUAUGCGGAACUUGAGCUAUGUCAAGCCGGCGACUGGCUGCUUUACAGGGGGAUGGGCGCAUACACUCUCGUGGCGAGUGAAAAUUUCAACGGGUUUCCGAAACCCGAAUUGUACAAUGUGUGCUCCAAGGAUGCCUGGGACACUUUUAAGGAGUUUUUGGGAGAGAAGACGUUCAACACGCAGAAUUUCUUACGCUUCUAACCCAACUUUGGACUUGGAGAGGUAAUAAUUUGGCAUAUAUAGUAAAAGAUGUAGAAACAUGAACAGUGAAAUUUCAAACAUGUACGUCAUCUAACUAAGAUGGAAGUUAUCCUAGUAGUUGAAAAUAAUAAAAAGUAGACAGUGCAUUUCA